AUGCUCGUCACUUCCGUCGUCGGCCUUCUCCUCACCGCUGUCGGUGCCAUCGCUGCUCCCGGCGGCGGCGGCAGCGGCGGCCACCACCCCCAGGGCCCUCCUCCUCCUCCUCCCCCUUCCGUGGGCCCCGUCAACCAGAUCCAAUCCAUCUCUUGCAGCAGCGGUGCCGCCUACUGCUGCACCCCCGAGACCGACAAGUGGGGCAGCAACUACUUCCAGUGCUCCAACUACCUCGAAUCCUGCGACAGCAUUGUUGUCUGCUGUAACAGCCAGGCCAACCAGGGCUCCGCUUCUGCGCAGACUUGCGCUGCCUUUGGUAACACCAAGGUCGUCUACAACUAA
Molecule: messenger RNA, 342 nt
Organism: Fusarium keratoplasticum
Lineage: Eukaryota; Fungi; Ascomycota; Sordariomycetes; Hypocreales; Nectriaceae
Exons: 2
Coding region: 1-342 (113 amino acids)
Source: RefSeq, a predicted model, not a curated record